ACUACCGAGGAGCAUGCGGAGCAGUGUUAGCGACGCGGCUAUAACGCUCCUCUGUUUGAGGAGCAGCUAUUUCCUGGUUUGACGGGCAGCCAUUUUGAGUUCAAGACGAGUAGCUUUGGGUUUGUGGGGGAGUAGCUAGAGUGCUAGUUACUUUUUUUUUUUAUUGAAUAAAGCGGUGAGCGCCUUCGGUUGUGCGCAGCGAAGAAGGAGCCGGUUUCACGCGAGGAAGGGGUUUACUGUGAGAUGUCAACAAUGAAUCCCGAGUAUGAUUAUUUAUUCAAGCUCCUCCUGAUCGGCGACUCCGGCGUUGGAAAGUCUUGCCUUCUCCUCCGAUUUGCAGACGACACGUAUACAGAAAGCUACAUUAGCACUAUUGGGGUGGACUUCAAAAUCAGAACUAUAGAAUUAGAUGGAAAGACUAUCAAACUUCAGAUUUGGGACACGGCGGGCCAGGAGAGGUUUCGAACAAUCACCUCGAGUUACUACAGGGGAGCCCAUGGCAUUAUCGUAGUUUACGACGUUACAGACCAGGAGUCCUUCAAUAAUGUCAAACAGUGGCUACAGGAGAUCGACCGUUACGCCAGUGAAAAUGUCAACAAGUUGUUGGUAGGGAACAAGUGCGAUCUGACAACGAAGAAAGUCGUGGAUUAUACAACGGCAAAGGAGUUUGCGGACUCCCUAGGCAUCCCCUUCCUGGAGACCAGUGCCAAGAACGCCACCAACGUGGAGCAGGCCUUCAUGACCAUGGCUGCAGAGAUCAAGAAACGCAUGGGCCCCGGGGCCACUGCCGGCGGCUCCGAGAAGUCCAACGUCAAGAUCCAGAGCACCCCAGUGAAGCCUUCCUCUGGAGGCUGCUGUUGAGGCCUCCUGAGGCCCCACCCCCCAAGCCUCCUCCCAGAGUCUGUAACCUAACACGCCCAAGGGCCCCAGAAGGCCCGACAGAGAGCCAGAGAGAUAAAUAUUAAAAGUUGCCUGAGUUGUACUGUACAUAGCCGCACUUCAGGGGGAAAAAAAAAAUUCAAUUCUUACCUUCGGGGGAAAAAAGAUACAAAAUCAACAAGGUCAGCAGUCUGACAAGUCAGUUCACAGCCUCUCCCCGCCACAUCCACCUCGUGUUCAGAAAGGCCGACGCUGCCGCCCUCCCACAGCCGUGUGCAGCCCUCUGCGUGUGCAGGUUUAUGAAUAUUUUGUAUGAACCUCGCCACAUUCCUACACAGGGCUGCUCUGUGGUCAGUUUCUUUCCUCUUUCUUUAAUCAGUUUUUGUUGUUUAUAUCAGCAUGUGUAGAAGUUUUUUCUGUCCUCUCCAGACGAAGUGUUUCAGCCAGCAGCGCGAGUGUUUCAUAGUCCACCAUCUAAUGUUUAGUGGAGUACAGUAUAUAUGUAAUAUAUAUGUAACAUAUAUAUAUAUAUAUUAUGUAUAUAUGCAGGAUCUGAUUUGCUAAUUCUGUAGAACAUUACUUGGGAAAAAUAAUACAUUACCUGAAAAUAGUUAUUUGAUCAUCUCUGCAUAUAAUUUGUGGCUGAAGACAUUGUAAUUUUGUUGCAUAAUAUGUAACAAAUGGAGGAACUGUUCAAUAAAUAUUGUACCACCAGACUGUAUGAUAUAAAAAUUGUCUGCGAUUCUUAGUGGCAUAUGUAGAAUACAUUGCGUGUUUUAAUUAUUUAUUCUACAUUUAUAUGGCAGAUAUCUUGUAUCAGUAAUUUAGACUCUGUCUACAGUUUGGCCAUCACCUGUGGAAUACCUGAUUGCGAGUUGCAGUGUCAGAAUUGCAUAUAUGAAACACUAUGUUCUUUUUCAUAAUAAAGGCAACUGGAUUCAGUUUUAAAA
Scleropages formosus (Asian bonytongue) is the source of this 1829-nucleotide messenger RNA. Its product is annotated as ras-related protein ORAB-1. NCBI's taxonomy places the organism in Eukaryota, Metazoa, Chordata, Actinopteri, Osteoglossiformes, Osteoglossidae. The transcript is spliced from 6 exons. Bases 244 to 861 code for a protein of 205 amino acids. Gene Ontology annotation, molecular function: GTPase activity; GTP binding. The record is from RefSeq and is a predicted model, not a curated record.